Messenger RNA from Xiphophorus maculatus (southern platyfish), 2244 nucleotides. It is a transcript of the gene dipk2ab, whose product is annotated as chromosome 21 C3orf58 homolog. NCBI's taxonomy places the organism in Eukaryota, Metazoa, Chordata, Actinopteri, Cyprinodontiformes, Poeciliidae. The transcript is spliced from 4 exons. Bases 739 to 2043 code for a protein of 434 amino acids. The record is from RefSeq and is a predicted model, not a curated record.
UGUUGAAAAGAGUCGGCACAGAACCCAUUGUGGUGUGUUGAAGAGGAGUGAGCGGCUGUCUGAGAGAAGGAGAAAAGAAGAAAUUGUGUGAGCACAAAGAGGACUAUUAAAAGGGGGACAAAAAUGAACGUUUGUACACGACACGUCUGCUGCUGCCCCCUGUGAAGAGGGACCUUUACGUCCAAUCGGAAAAAAAAGAUCCGGAAAUUGAAGAGUUAAGAGCCCCCACAAAGCCAAGUGUUUAUUUCAGCAGCUAGCAGGCUAGCUCUUCAGCUAGAUGUGUGUAACUGAGCUGAAAACUGGAAGUCCGUGUGGAGUCGUCGAGCUCUGGAGAAACGGCUUUUCCGUGAAGAGAUAAGCGUUGGCUAAGAUUUUUUUUUUUUUUUUUUUUUUUUUUUUUUAAAGCACCGUACGCUCGACUCGAAAGUAGGCGCAACUUUAAAGAAUGAUACCAGCUGAGUGAGCUCUGACCAUUUCACUAUUACUUCACAGCCAGAAGAGUGGAGAAGUCUGUCAGAACUGCUGGCUCCCAGACUCCAGGAAGAGAAAACAUGACGCACUCACCACUGCCAGAGAGCGGCAGUGGGCAGAUGUGCCAACCGUGCCCCCGCCUGCAGCUUUAGAAAUUUCCACUGCACUAUGACAGAUAAUCAUUAAGGUUUAUUCCCUGACAUUUGACUCGAUACCCUUCCUGCUUCCCCAUCCCUUGGUACCCAACCAUCCCCACCCGUUCCCAACAUGCUGCGGUUCCUGCCUCUCAAACUGGGCCGACUGUACCGCUGUCUGAAGCUGCUGUUAGUGCUGGGUUUGUCUGUCAUCUUGUUGAUGAACACUCACAACCUGUUCGCCUCCUUUCAGAAGAAUGAGCUGACUGACAGACGAUUCAUUAACCUCAACAAGUGUCCCGCCUGCUUCGGCACCAGCUGGUGCCGCAAGUUCAUGAACGGUCAGGUUUCCUUUGAGACCUGGGGUCGCCUGAGGUUUCUAGACGUCUUCAAUGUCAAAAAUGUUUACUUCGCGCAGUACGGAGAGCCCAGGGAGGGAACGCGACGUGUGGUGCUCAAGCGGCUUGGCUCCAACCAGGAGCUGGCCGAAAUAGACCAGAAAAUCUGCAAGAGGGCAACAGGCAGACCUCGCUGUGACCUCAUCCAGGCCAUGUACAAGACUGAGUUUGCCCGGAUCAACGGGGAUGUUCGCUUGCUCACCCCAGGCGUGGUGGAGGGCUGGUCGGACCUGGUGCAUUGUCCCUCACAGAGGUUGUUGGACCGUGUGGUCCGAAGAUAUGCUGAAACUAAAGACUCGGGCAGCUUCCUGCUAAAGAACUUGAAAGACACGGAGAGAAUGCAGCUGUUGAUGACUUUGGCAUUCAACCCAGAACCACUUGUACUGCAGAGCUUUCCAUCGGAUGAAGGGUGGCCGUUCGCCAAGUACCUGGGAGCGUGUGGGCGCAUGGUAGCUGUCAACUACGUGGGCGAGGAGCUGUGGAGCUUCUACAAUGCGCCGUGGGAGAAGAGGGUUGACCUGGCGCGGCAGCUGAUGGACAUUGCCGAGCAGCUCACCAACAAUGACUUUGACUUUGCCCUGUACCUGCUGGAUGUCAGUUUUGAUAACUUUGCAGUCGGCCCUCGGGACGGAAAAGUCAUCAUAGUCGACGCCGAAAACGUCCUGGUAGCAGACAAAAGACAGAUAAAGCAAGACAAGCCGGAGAACUACGACGUGUGGUAUGAGAGCCGCUUCGAGGAGUGCGACAGGGAGGCCUGCCUUUCUUUCUCCAAGGAGGCCCUCUGUUCCCGGGUCACUGUGGACCACAACUAUUAUGCCGUGUGCCAGAACUUACUGUCGCAGUACGCCACGUGGCGGGGAACCACCGGCGGCCUCCUUCACGACCCGCCCGCUCACAUAGCCAAAGAUGGACAACUUGAGGCUUUGUUGGAUGAGUGCACCAAACCUAAAAAGCGCUACGGCCGCUUCCAGGCGGCCAAGGAACUGCGUGAAUACCUCACACGAUUAUCUGCCGCGUCCUCCUCUGCCAUGGCAAGGUAAUGCAUGGGGUCGGCAUUAGCCCGACGCUUUGAGACAUGAUUUUGUACUCUUUAUCGCUGGACUCGAGCUAUCGGUUCUUGUUCAUGAUGUCAUUUGCUCCCUUUGCGCAUUGGAGCAAGAAAAAGGUGUUCAAAUCAACUUUGUUAAAGCCCUAGCUUUUACCAUGACUUUUCUGCUUUGUUUAAGAGGAUUGUGGCACUG